AUGCCUCGCCCUCGACCCUCUGCUCGCCAAUCGAGCGAAGUCCCCUCCGAAACCUCCUCGUCCACAUCCCCCGAACGCGCCGUCGACGAUGACACCGAUUUCUUCAUGGCUCAGGCCAACGACUCGCAAUCCUCCAUUGGCGUCGCCAACUUCCGCGAACUCCACGUGCAGGGCGCUCGUUCGGUUCCCGUGCCACCGAUCGGCCGCCUCCCUCCCGAAAUAUUGAUCGCGAUCUUCUCCAAAUUGGCCCUGCCCAAGGAUAUGCUGGCCUCCAUGCAGGUCUGCCGCAGCUGGGCCGCCAACUGCGUCGGGAUUCUGUGGCACCGCCCGUCUUGCAAUAACUGGGACAACCUCAAGAGUGUGGCGUCGUCUGUGGGCGAGCCCAAUAGCCUGUUUGCCUACGCGGAUUUGAUCAAACGACUGAACCUGUCUGCUUUGACCGAGGCCGUCAGUGACGGUACCGUCGUCCCGUUCACUCAAUGCAAGCGCAUUGAGCGGUUGACUCUGACCAACUGCUCGAAGCUGACUGAUAAGAGCGUUUCCGACUUGGUCGAUGGUAACCGCCACCUACAGGCGCUGGAUGUUUCCGACUUGCGAUAUCUGACCGACCACACCCUGAAUAUGGUUUCCAGGAACUGCCCCCGCUUGCAAGGUCUCAAUGUCACCGGAUGUACUAAGAUUACCGACGAUUCGUUGCUGGUUGUGUCGCAGAACUGCCACCAGAUCAAAAGACUAAAACUAUGUGGCGUUGAACAAAUCACAGAUCGGACGAUCAUGUCCUUCGCGGAAAACUGCCCGGCCAUCGUGGAGGUGGAUUUGCACGACUGUAAGCUGGUCACGAGUCAGUCAAUAACGGCGUUGAUCACCAUAUCGCGAUACCUUCGAGAGCUUCGUCUCGCCCAUUGCAUCGAAGUCAACGACUCCGCGUUCCUGAAUCUUCCGGAGCAUAUGUCCUUCGACAAUCUGCGCAUCCUCGAUCUCACGGCAUGCGAGGACGUGAAGGAUGAUGCAGUCGAGCGCAUCGUGACCGCUGCUCCUCGCCUCCGAAACCUGGUCCUGGCUAAAUGCCGCUUCAUCACAGAUCGCUCAGUCAUGGCGAUCUGCCGUCUGGGCAAGAACUUGCACUACGUGCACCUGGGCCACUGCUCGAAUAUCACCGACUCGGCUGUAAUCCAGCUCAUCAAGUCUUGCAACCGCAUUCGAUACAUCGACUUGGCCUGCUGCAACCGCUUGACCGACACCAGUGUGCAGCAACUGGCUACUUUGCCCAAGCUUCGACGGAUUGGCCUGGUUAAGUGCCAGUCUAUUACCGAUCACAGUAUCUUGACUUUGGCACGCACGCCCCGAUCUAGCCACCCGAUGGGAAUCCGGCCUUUGAUAAACAACUGUCCCCGUCUCACCCACCUCAGCUUGACUGGUGUGCAGGCCUUUUUGAACGCAGGCCUGACCGCAUUCUGCCGCGAAGCCCCACCCGAAUUUACCCAGCAACAACGAGAAGUCUUCUGCGUCUUCAGCGGCGACGGCGUAACCCGAUUGCGAGAAUACAUCAAUCAAAAGACACCCCCGCUGCAAGAAGAAGCCACCAUGUACGAUGACGAUGAAGAACUGGACGAAGACGAGGGCCAGAUGACCGGUUUGAUGCAUGCGACGGGCAUCAGCGACGACGAUUACAUCAACGUGCCUGCUCAUGACUGA
Molecule: messenger RNA, 1695 nt
Organism: Penicillium argentinense
Lineage: Eukaryota; Fungi; Ascomycota; Eurotiomycetes; Eurotiales; Aspergillaceae
Product: putative ubiquitin ligase complex F-box protein GRR1
Exons: 3
Coding region: 1-1695 (564 amino acids)
Biological process (GO): SCF-dependent proteasomal ubiquitin-dependent protein catabolic process
Cellular component (GO): SCF ubiquitin ligase complex
Molecular function (GO): protein binding
Source: RefSeq, a predicted model, not a curated record